Molecule: messenger RNA, 1691 nt
Organism: Lactuca saligna
Lineage: Eukaryota; Viridiplantae; Streptophyta; Magnoliopsida; Asterales; Asteraceae
Source: the annotation of a GenBank genome assembly
AUGGAAAGAGGGAUUCAGCCUCCUUUGGUGGAUACAACAGCUUGUUUAUGUAGAGUAGACGUCGGCCUGAAAACCGUCGCCGGAGCAAAAAGAUUCGUCCCCGGUUCAAAGCUAUGUCUACAGCCAGACAUCAAAUCAUCAAUCCACCCAACCAGACAAAAACCACCACGCGACAGAACCCGCAACCAAUCCCCACUCCUGCCCGGACUGCCCGACGACCUCGCCAUCGCCUGUUUAAUCCGCGUCCCAAGAAUCGACCACCGCAAGCUCCGCCUAGUCUGCAAAAGAUGGUACCGUCUUCUCGCCGGAAACUUCUUCUACUCCCUCCGGAAAAACCUCGAAAUCGCCGAAGAAUGGGUUUACGUUAUGAAAAGAGACAAAGAUCGGAAGAUGACAUGGCAUGGAUUCGACCCCAUGAACCACCUCUGGCAACCGCUGCCACCUGUCCCCAAAGAAUACUCCGAAGCCGAAGGUUUUGGUUGCGGCGUUUUGAGCGGCUGCCACCUUUAUUUAUUCGGCGGAAAAGAUCCGAUCAAAGGGUCGAUGAGACGAGUGGUUUAUUACAGUGCCCGGACUAAUAAAUGGCAUCGAGCUCCAGAUAUGCUCCGGCGUCGACAUUUUUUCGGAUCGUGUGUAAUCAACAACUGUUUAUACGUCGCCGGCGGCGAAAACGAAGGUGUCCACCGGUCGUUAAGGUCAGUUGAGGUUUAUGAUCCGAGCAAGAACCGGUGGUGUUUUGUUGCGGACAUGAGCACCGCGAUGGUUCCUUUCAUCGGGGUGGUGUACGGCGGGAGGUGGUUCUUGAAGGGGCUUGGGUCACACCAACGGGUGGUAUCGGAGAUGUAUGAACCGGAAACUAACGUGUGGAGACAUGUUCACGAUGGAAUGGUGGCGGGGUGGCGGAACCCUAGCACUUGUUUGAAGGGGAAGCUUUAUGCGUUGGGGUGUAAAGAUGGGUGUAAAGUUAGGGUUUAUGAUGAUGAAACAGAUUCAUGGAGUAAACAUAUCGAUAGCAAGAUGCAUAUGGGGAAUUCCAAGGGUUUAGAGGCGGCGGCAUUGGUGCCACUUAAUGGGAAACUUUGUAUUAUAAGGAAUAAUAUGAGUAUAUCUUUGGUGGAUGUUGAUGGUGGAGGUGGAGGUGGAGGAGGGGCGGCGGAGGCUGAGCAUUUGUGGGAGACACUCGCCGGAAGAGGGCAGUUUAAGACUUUGGUGUCGAAUCUGUGGUCUAGUCUUGCCGGAAGGAACCGCCUUAAGAGUCAUAUUGUUCAUUGUCAGGUUCUUCAAGCGUGAGGUUUGAAGGUCAGCAAUGGCGGAUAUAUGAUGGUUUUUUAGGUUGUUUUAGAUGUUUUUUUUUGGGGUGCAAGAACUUAUAUAUAUUAUACACACUUGAAUGUUUUUAGUUUUUUUAACCGAAAUUUUGGAGUAUAUUCCCUCUUUUGCCAUCAAGAUUGUCUAUUGAGACCUUGUUUCCUUCACAUGAAAACUUAGAACAAUGUUAUUCAAUAUUUGACUUACAUUGGAUACACAAGACUCAAGAAUAACAUUGUUGAUACUCUAUUUAACAAUGUUUUAAUGUAUUUGAUAUGCAUUGGAUUUGGUAUGGAAUAAAAUUGUAACUUUGGGAAAAAGAGGGAAACAUCCUUGUCAUGUGUAACUAAAUCUACUAAUCUACUAGGUUACAAUUAUCAAAC